UCACUGCGCGUAUAUAAGACCGAAAAAAACUGACGACAAGAGCAUUGUGUCCACCUUCAGAUUCAAUUGUAUCGGCUCAUUUUUAUCCCCCACUCUCGUAUUUUAAAACAUGUCUCAAUUGUCGAUUCUUUUGGCUUUGAUUGGCCUGAUGUCGCCGGCUUUGGCCAGCCUCAGUCUUCACGGCCAGCCGCUAUUAUCCGGAGUGACGUCGUACGCCCUGGCCAUCGAGCAAUUGACUAAGAUCAAACCCACCACCUGUUACAUCACGGAAGGCGAAGUGACCCAAUGUCGACGCAAGCGCGGAAUGGUAGAGAGGCCCAUCCAGUACAACGGCAAAGGGAAAAUCGUGCCGUCGACCGUCGUUGGGAUUGAAACUACUACUAUUCCGCGAGACCUUACGCAGAAAGAAAUUUUAGCCGCUCACAACCUCUUCAGUUCGAUGGACGAUUCCUAUUUCCAAUCGCAGAACAUUUUCAAACAGUUGGCGAAUAGACGCCGAAGCAACGUCAUCACGGUCGGCAAUUGCGGCAUGUCGACCGUUAACCUGGUCGACUUCCUCUCCUGUUUGGGAAUGACUGUCCAGGAGACAACCACCCUGACGGCCACUUUUACCGAAACCCAUUACUCCUCCAGCGGUUACACUGUCAUGACUGUGAUGGGCUGCACUCCGGCCGGAUUCCCUUACCUUUACUGCCCAGCCAAUCUGAAUGAACAGUCAUCCCAGCCAUCUAAACCAAGUAUUAUACUAGAGGAAGAAACACUUACCCACACGACGACUUAUAUUACGACUUUUCCGGAUGGCACGUCGUCUUCUUAUAUUGUAACCGACCAAACAGUUAUCAUCACCGAUAUUCAAGAACCGUCUCAAGCAGUAACUGAGACUGAAAUUCUUCCUUCUGGUACUGAGGAAGAAACAAUUCAGACUUCCAUUCUUCCUUCUGGUACUGAUGAAGAAACAGUUCCGACUUCCAUUCUUCCUUCUGGUACUGAGGAAGAAACAGUUCAGACUUCCAUUCUUCCUUCUGGUACUGAGGAAGAAACAGUUCAGACUUCCAUUCUACCUUCUGUUGUCAUCGAACAGUCAACCAUCACCAAUACUGUUUUAACAAUUGUACAGACGACUGUUACGACUGUUGCUCCUACUUCUACUGUACUCGAAUCACCCACGACUGUUACUGUUGACACGGAAGAAUUAGCUACGGACAUCCCUGAAAUCGAAUCGUCUACGGACGAAAUUGUCGCACCUUGAAUCCUGUCGCCAUUGUGAGCAAAAGCUUCGAUCCUGAUCGUGGUCCGCCGCGGUCGCCAUGGAUCCUUCGGAAGCUGCAACAAACAAAACAUGGAACAAUUUGUUUUAUUUUAAUUCUUCUUCUAAACUUUAUUUAGUAUAGACCUUUAUUUAAUCAGUUUAAUAUUGAUUCACUUCAGCAAUAUUUAAAUUUCAAAAUUCGACUUUUUAAAUCUGCAAGUGUUCCGUGUUUUUGCUAUUUUAAUAAAUCUGGUUUUUCAUUUCAAUAAACCUUUUUUUUUGCAAACAAUAUCUUUUUGGAUUAUGCAACAAUAUUUAUUGAUGAACCAUAAAAAUAAUAAUAAAACAUACCGGAGAAUAUAAA
Daphnia pulex (common water flea) is the source of this 1613-nucleotide messenger RNA. RefSeq names its product mucin-5AC-like. The coding region runs from base 110 to 1249 and encodes 379 amino acids. The transcript is spliced from 2 exons. NCBI's taxonomy places the organism in Eukaryota, Metazoa, Arthropoda, Branchiopoda, Diplostraca, Daphniidae. The record is from RefSeq and is a predicted model, not a curated record.